ACGCCUUUUGGCUGAGAGGUGAGGCUACAGUUCUUCAUGAGCAGAGGACAAUGGUAUUCAAGCAUCGCAGACUAUGACAAGGUCGGCAUCUCAGACUAUGACAAGGUCGGAAGGCUUAAGGCGUUGGCGGAUGGCGUAGGUGGUGGCAGCCAUGUGGCCGGGGAACCAAUUGAUGGCUCCACCGUCUUUGUUGAGUGCCAUCUCCCCCAACUCCACAUUUGCGAACAAACUCACUCUGUAAAUUCAUCAGAUCUACUUCUACAACUCAAAAGAAUAGGCAAAUUCAUCCGAUCUACUUCUGCAACUCAAAAGAAUAGGCAAAUUUAUCAGAUCUAUUUCUGCAACUCAAAAGAAUAGGCAAAUUCAUCAGAUCUACUUCUGCAACUCAAAAGAAUAGGCAAAUUCAUCAGAUCUACUUCUGCAACUCAAAAGAAUAGGCCAUGGGCUUUUCACUCAUCUUCUCUUCCCUCUAAUCAACCGGAUCAACAUAGAAAUAAAGCUUUUUAUUCGAUUCCCACAGACGGCGCCAAUGUAAUUGCACCAAACCAGAAGUUCUUCUUUAGUCCGCGCUUGCACUCCG
Molecule: messenger RNA, 580 nt
Organism: Rubroshorea leprosula
Lineage: Eukaryota; Viridiplantae; Streptophyta; Magnoliopsida; Malvales; Dipterocarpaceae
Source: the annotation of a GenBank genome assembly